GUCAAAUGUGUCAUUUGUCUCUUAUAAAAGUGUAGUAGGUUGUAUCUGUUAAUGUAAUAGGUUUUUAAUAAUAUUUGAAUAAAUAUGAACAAAAUAACAAAUAGUAUAGAACUUUUAGAUAUAGACGGUAAUACUUUAUUGAAAAAUCAACAAGUUGAAUCUAAAUCUACGAUAAUAAAUAAACAAGAUCAGACGACAUGGGGUAAGACUUCACCUAGUAAAAGUUACGGUUCGUCAAGUUCUACAUCUACGGAAAACGUAGUAUCUACACUAGAACGGAAAAAAGUUACUACCGAUACUAUUAUACCGACUCGCCCGGACGAUCCCCCGCUUUUACCGGGCGAAAAAGUGACCGGUCAAGCUAGAGAUGUAACUUAUUUAUGCCCCUAUCACGGCCCCGCUAGGGGUAUACUCACAGUUACAAAUUAUAAAUUGUUUUUCAGAUCGAUGGAUAAAGAUAUGCCGAAUGUGAUCGACGUCCCUUUAGGCGUGGUAACUAGGAUUGAAAAAGUCGGUGGGGCUUCUUCGAAAGGGGAAAACGCUUAUGGUAUAGAAAUAUUUUGUAAGGAUAUGCGCAAUCUUAGGUUCGCUCAUAAACAGGAAAAUCAUUCGAGGAGGAAUGUUUUUGAAAAAUUGCAGAUGUACGCGUUUCCUCUGUCACAUAAAUUGAAUAUAUUCGCAUUUGAAUAUUCCGAAACGUUUCUUGAAAAUGGUUGGGCCGUUUAUGAACCCAUUGCAGAAUUGAAACGAAUGGGCGUGAACAACGAUAUGUGGAAAAUAUCCAAAAUUAACGAGCAAUACGAUAUUUGCGACAGUUACCCCGCGGUAUGGGCGGUGCCGUCGCACGUUACCGACGACGAUAUUAAAUGCGUGGCGGCUUUCAGAAGUCGAGGUAGAAUACCGGUAUUGAGUUGGAUACAUCCGGAAUCUCAAGCAACUAUCACGAGAUGUUCUCAACCUUUAGUCGGAGUUGGUGGUAAAAGGUGUAAAGAAGACGAAAAAUAUAUUCAGUUGAUAAUGGACGCUAACGCCCAAAGUCACAAAUUAUUCAUAAUGGACGCCAGACCGAGCGCUAACGCUAUAGCUAACAAAGCUAAAGGAGGAGGGUACGAAUCCGAAGACGCUUACCAACACGCCGAAUUAAUAUUCCUCGAUAUCCACAAUAUACACGUGAUGAGAGAAUCGUUGAGAAAAUUGAAAGAAUUAGUUUAUCCCACGAUAGACGAAAUAAAAUGGUUGUCGGGACUCGAAUCGACAUAUUGGUUGAAACACAUCAAAUGCAUAUUGGCGGGAGCGUUGAGGAUAGUGGAUAAGGUGGAAAGUCACAAAACUUCGGUGCUGGUGCACUGCUCCGACGGUUGGGAUAGAACGGCGCAACUUACCGCUCUGGCGAUGCUGUUGUUGGAUCCUUUUUACAGGACGAUCAAAGGAUUCGAAAUUUUAAUCGAAAAGGAAUGGUUGUCGUUCGGACACAAAUUCCAACAGAGAGUCGGUCACGGCGACGAUCACCAUUCGGACGCGGAUCGUUCGCCCGUUUUUUUGCAAUUUAUCGAUUGCGUUUGGCAAAUUACUCAACAAUUUCCGAACGCUUUCGAAUUCAACGAACAUUUUCUAAUUACCAUAUUGGAUCAUUUGUAUUCGUGUAGGUUUGGUACUUUUUUGUAUAAUACCGAAAGGGAACGACUUAUCGAAAAAGUGAAAGAAAACACCGUAUCCCUAUGGUCUUAUACGAACAGUAACCUAAACAUGUACAAAAACCCCCUGUAUUGGGCAAAUCCUCUGCAACAAGUAGUUCUAGUACCGAUAGCGAGCAUAAGGCACAUAAAACUGUGGAAAUCGUAUUAUUGCCGAUGGAAUCCGAGUAUGAGAACACAAGAUCCCGUGUACCUUCGGAUAAGGGAGCUUCUCCUUUUGAAGGAGCAGUUGGAGCACAUCGUAGACGAAUGCCGGAAAGAACAACAGGCGAGAAUACAAAAAACCAGCGUUUCGCCUACGUGAAACGUCAAUUGUCAUUAUUUGACAAUUUUUUUUUAAGUGUUUGUUUUAGGAUGAUACCAAGGAGUAGUACAAUCAGUCGAUAUAAAUUUCUCGUUCAGGUUAAAUAAUUCAUUUGGAACUUGUAAUAAUAAAAAUUAAUUUUAAGUCAAA
Molecule: messenger RNA, 2148 nt
Organism: Diorhabda sublineata
Lineage: Eukaryota; Metazoa; Arthropoda; Insecta; Coleoptera; Chrysomelidae
Gene: mtm
Product: myotubularin-related protein 2
Exons: 11
Coding region: 85-1998 (637 amino acids)
Biological process (GO): dephosphorylation
Molecular function (GO): phosphatidylinositol-3,5-bisphosphate 3-phosphatase activity
Source: RefSeq, a predicted model, not a curated record